GUGUGCGACGGUGCGGUGCCGGUUGACGCUGCCUGUUUACAUUCGAGCAUGACGCGGGAGCUAUGAGUUCCACGGCGGGGCCGGCUUUAAAAUUUUUAAUUCUGUGUACCUUUCAUUGAGCACAAGUGCCGGAUAUCGUGCUUCCAACGUCUGAUCAAGCAUGAGUUCUGCUCAGAGGGAGCCGUUGAAUAUCGAAUUUUCGGAGUCUACUGAGCAGUGUUCCUUUUGUUGCCGAUGAAGCACCAUGGAUGAUCGAGUGACAGUUGUUUGGACGAUGGCAGCCCCUUCAAAAGGAAAUCAACCAGGCAGAUCUACCGGAAUCUUUGGUGAUUGAAGAUGACCUCCACUCCUUCACUGAUCCUCCAGCUCCCCGCCCUCACUGUGAUAAUUCAAGUUGCAUAGUUGAAGAGUCGGCAAGGGCAGCACCAGCAGAGGCAGCAGUAGAAAAUGAUAGUACAAUGCCCAGUACAGUUUCCUUCACCUACACUAGCACAGAUCCAAAGUCCAGUGACGGCUUGGAACUUGAGAGCUUCUCUUUCGAAGGAAGCUUAACCAAUGACCCUAUGAAAAACAGCAUGGCUAAGAAAUCACACCAAGUUCCACAAGCUACAGAGCCAUCUUAUCCUUGUCCUGUAUUUCCCAGCAUUCCCGACUUGAGGGUGGACAUAUCUCGAGCGAUAGUUGCUAGUCAGUCGGAUAAAUACAGUUCAAAUACCAAUCCACAAAGACUAGGUGUAUACCAGGAUGAUAGGAAGCACUGUGUUCGUCACUCGCAGCUUGCAUCUGACGAUUUUAAUGACUAUUAUACCAAAAUGCUGAGUGCUAAAAAGAAGCAGCCUCUGCAUAUGCAGGACCCACCACUCUGUAGUUCCUGUUCACAGUCGAUGAUGCAAUAUGUCUCCGCAAUCCAGACACUUAUCCAGCAGCUCAGUGUAGACAUUAUUGUGAAAGGGAAGGACCCUCCAGACUGUAGCUGGUGUGCACGGGAGAAACUUGCAUCCUUUCAAAAAACCUGGGUCCCUCAUUCAUUUGGAAGCGGCUCCACAGCGGCAGCCGACAGACUGGACCAUAAGGAUGCUCAGUAUCCUUCGGGCUUGCAUAAUGGACAGGCAAAUGCUGCUUCACCAGAAGCUCAUGCAUGGCAGUGUCCCGCAUCACCUUCCUCAAUGCCUGUACCGGGCCACACUUCCACUCAAAGCUCAAACAAAGGGCAUACGGAACUCUUGCGUUCAGCCCAAGGUGUACAGAACUUUCCAGACAGUGGAAAGUUUCAAAGUGAAGGCACUGUUUCAUUUCACUCUCAGCCUCUGAGUUUGCCUGCUGGCCAGGUACCAGACAUGGGUGCACCCAUGAGCAGUGUUGCUAUAAACUCACUGAGCAGUGCCCUCGUUCCAACUGGUUUGGAGCAGCCGAACCUGCCUAAGCAAGAUGAGCUGAGCCUCUUUGCUCCUCAGCUCCCAGAAGUGCAACAUGUCAUAUCACCAGAAAUUGGCUUGUCACCGCCAACUUCACAAUACAAUGGAGAUGUAAUUCAGCCUUCAAAAAGUGAUGAGAUCAAAUUAGAUGCUCAUUUCAGUGAAAGUGGAGAACACCUGAACUCAGUCAAGCGACCAUCGGAGCUCCAGCUUCAUAACCUUGGGUCAAACGUCCAAGAAAAUCUGGCAGGCAAUGGGUUACCUCCAGCAGAACAUAGCGGGGCUAGACGAAAGUCAUCUCUUAGUUCAGAUUGGAUGACUGAUCUUGUCCAGCCACUUAUCCCAGAACCAGCGGUGCCAAGUGUGCGAGAUGAAGCUUAUGUUACCAUGGCAAACAAUGACCUAAGUGCCAUGCUAUGCCUUGUCCUGGGAAAUUCACUGUGGCUCUCCAAAACCUCUCGGUCUCUUGUCAUCUUGGUGACUGAUGGAGUGUCUCAUGCAUUCAGGCAUCUGCUGUCAUGCGUCUUCAACGUGGUGCUCUCAGUCCGUUCUCUUGGGACACAAGGUACCACUAAACUUGCCCUCUUGGAACAGCCAGACAUCGGUGUGUCAUACACCAAGCUCCACGCUUGGCGGUUGACACAGUUUUCAAAGUGUAUUUUCUUGGAUGCUGGAAUGCUGGUUGUUCAAAACUGUGAUGAGUUGUUCGAACGUGAUGAGCUGUCAGCUGUACCUGAUAUUGGCUGGCCAGACUGCUUUAAUAGUGGUCUGUUUGUGUAUGUACCAUCUAUGCAAACUUUCUGGGACCUCAUCAGCUUUGCUGAACGCCAAGGGAGCUUUGAUGGAGGUGAUCAAGGCUUGUUAAAUACUUAUUUUCGUAAUUGGUCUUCUGACAUAAACCGCAGAUUGCCAUUUAUCUACAAUCUGAUGGCAAAUGUCUGCUACACCUACAAGCCUGCAUUUAGGCAGUUUGGCCGUAAUGUCAAAGUGGUGCAGUUUCUUGGUGGAUACAAGCCGUGGAAUGUGAAAUUCCAUCCUCCCACAGGCACUUUGUCACCUGCUGCCAAUGUACACCCAACAUACGCCCAGUUUGUUCAGUUCUGGGUACAGAUAUUUGUCAAGAGGGUUCUUCCACUGUUCUCUUCGACCAUACAGAACAAGGUCAGUGAGCAGCGCUACACAUGUGCUCUGGACAUCCUGCAGCACUUUCCAUCAUUCCUUGUGGCUGAGCCAGUGGUGUACCUUCCAGCACCAUCUCUUCGUACACACCCCAAGCCCAUCCUCUACCUCCCACCGGGGGCACGCACUGCUCCUGAAUCGACAAUCGGGACAUCUCCAGACACCGUAGCUGUAGGCACAGAGGCUGGAGUUUCUGAAGUAGUAGAGGAUCCAGAGCAUGGUGUUGAACCAGAUACAAAUAGUGCCUCCGUUCCAGUUGCACACAGUGCAAACACAGUACCUAAAGAGAAGGACCUCCCGAAGCCUUUGCCUGUAGCAGUAGAUGACAACUGCAACAUCCUACCCGAAGCCAGUGUGGAGCCCACAACUGUUGACGAUUUGUCAGGGAUGUUGGCAUGGGAGCAAGGGCGUGCAGACUAUAUGGGCGAGCACUGCUCAGAUAACAUCAUGGCAAAAUUGGAUGAACUCAUUGGCCCUGGCAUUCAGACCAAGUAGAACGUAUCAAUGUAGGCUACAUUUGGUUGUCCAUACAUCAGCCGGUAAACAUUAAAUCUCACUGUCAUUUAC
Molecule: messenger RNA, 3161 nt
Organism: Rhipicephalus sanguineus (brown dog tick)
Lineage: Eukaryota; Metazoa; Arthropoda; Arachnida; Ixodida; Ixodidae
Exons: 8
Coding region: 459-3089 (876 amino acids)
Cellular component (GO): cytoplasm
Molecular function (GO): glycosyltransferase activity
Source: RefSeq, a predicted model, not a curated record